This is a messenger RNA of Cordyceps militaris CM01, 2406 nucleotides long. RefSeq names its product DNA polymerase epsilon subunit B, putative. Bases 1 to 2406 code for a protein of 801 amino acids. NCBI's taxonomy places the organism in Eukaryota, Fungi, Ascomycota, Sordariomycetes, Hypocreales, Cordycipitaceae. The record is from RefSeq and is a predicted model, not a curated record. Gene Ontology annotation, cellular component: epsilon DNA polymerase complex. The transcript has 2 exons. Gene Ontology annotation, biological process: error-prone translesion synthesis; DNA-templated DNA replication. Gene Ontology annotation, molecular function: DNA binding.
AUGGAUAAAACACCAGCACCCAUAUUCCGCCGGAAAAAUCUCCAUAUACCCUCGUCAGCCCUUCCUUCAUCGUCGCCGUCCUUUGCGACCCCGGUACACCCAUUGAAGCCGUUCAAUGUCAACGCCCCCAAAGCCGGCAUACUUCCGAUUAUCCUCCCGCCACCAACAUUGCGACCUUUGGCCUUUCGAACGUUUACCAAGAAACAUUCCCUCAUACUGACUUCCUCGGCGCUGCAAGAGCUUGCGUCCUUUAUUGGCCGACACUGUGGAUCGGGAUGGCGCGAAGAUGGACUCGCGGAAAGGGUGCUCGAAGAGGCGGCCAGAAGCUGGAAGAAUCGCAAUGGCCCUGCCAUUGUUGACGGAGAAAGCAAAGAACUCCAUGAGAUUCUGAAGACACUAGAGGGAAGCAUGAGCGGUGGCAAGCUCGUUGGUCCUGGGAGAGGCCUGCCUCGCGGUGACAGCAUGCUCGAUGUCAACCCUGGCGAUUCAUUCAAUACUCGACUUGGAUUGCGCCCAACAGGUCCUAUACGAGAGGAUAGUAAUGCUAGCUUCGGAAUGACGGGGCUCGAUGUACAAGAUGGAGAGCAUGACGAUGACGAGACAAAUGACCCUCGAGCAUGGUUAAAAGUUAUUGAUGCUUUUGAGCAGCCGCGACUCUAUUACAAUGUCUCAAAGAAGCAUUUUGAGAGGGACACGACAAAACCAUCGCUCCUACCAAAGGCCUCACACAAAACGGCCGCCUUUCGUAACCGAUACGAUGUCAUUCACCAACGACUUCUCCGCCACGAAUCCUUUCAAACCCCCACCGUCUCCUCUUCUCGAUCCCACGACUCCCAAAAAGGAUCCUCGAAUCCCCAAGCUCUAAAAAUAACGCCCAUUGCGAACAUGCUCGGACGCCACGGCAGCAACCACAUGCUGCUCGGGCAGCUCAACGUCCUACCCACUGGCGGACUGGCCAUCAGCGACGUGACCGGCACCAUUGCGCUGGAUGUCAAGCAGGCUGUCGCCAUCCCCGAAGACUCGGCCUGGUUCUGCCCGGGCAUGAUUGUGCUCGUGGACGGCGUGUACGAAGAGGAGGACGAGUCCGUGGGCAAGGGCCUCAGCGGCAGCACCGGCGUUGGCGGCACGCUCGGCGGCCGCUUCCAGGGCUUCUUCAUCGGCCAGCCGCCGUGCGAGAAGCGCCGUGCGACGCUCGGCAUCACCGGCCCCGAGCAGACACCCGACCACGCCAUUGGCGGUGGCUUCGGCUGGAUCGACUUUCUCGGCGUGGGCAGCGAGCGCGCCGUGGGCCAAAAGAUGCGCCGGCUCGAGCGCCGCCUGCUCGCGCCGCCCGCCCCCGAACCCUCCUUUGGCGAUGAAGAUGCCGGCGGCCGGGUCGGGCCAUCCCGCGGCCGGGUCGUCGUCAUUGGCGAGCUCAACCUGGACCAGCCGCGCGCACUGCAGGCGCUCCGCAAGAUCCUCGCCCUGUACGGCGCCGAGCCCGUGGGCUGCGCGCCCGUCGCCUUUGUCCUCGCCGGCAACUUCACCCAGCACGCCGUCAUGGCGCGGGGCGGCAGCAGCGGGGGCAGCAUCGAGUACAAGGAAUACUUUGACGCGCUGGCCUCGGCCCUCGCCGACUUUCCCACCCUGCUCCAGACGUCGACCUUCAUCUUCGUGCCAGGCGACAACGACGGCUGGGUCUCGGCGUUUACCGCCGGCGCGUCCACGCCCGUGCCGCGCCAUCCCGUGCCAGACCUGUUCACCUCGCGCGUGCGCAGGGCCUUUGCCACCGCCAACGCCGAAGCCGGCGCCGCGGCGCGCGGCGUCCCCGGCAGCGCCGUCUGGGCGUCGAACCCGGCGCGCGUCAGCCUCUUUGGGCCCAACCACGAGCUCGUGCUCUUCCGCGACGACAUGUCGGCGCGCCUGCGCCGCACCUCGGUGCGCUUAAAGAAGGACACGUAUGGCAGCGGCACGGCAGCCGAGACCGACAACGCCCAGACCCAGGCCGUGGCGCCGCCAGACUCCAUGGAGGUGGACAAGGACGACGACGUCGCCGAGCCUCGACGCGGGCAGCCACCACAGCCCACGCAGGAGGCGCCGGCCGUGACGACGACGACGACGUCGCUCCCGCAGGACGUGCGCUCGGCGCAGAAGCUCGUCAAGACGCUCCUCGACCAGGGCCACCUCGCGCCGUUCCGCACCGCGACGCGCCCUAUCCACUGGGACUUUGCGUCGGCGCUGCACCUGUACCCGUUGCCGACGGCCAUGGUGCUCGUCGACGCCUCGGCGCCCCCGUUUUGCGUCACGUACGAGGGCUGCCACGUCAUGAACCCGGGCACCGUGCUCGUGCCCGGUCGCAAGGCCGUCGGCCGCUGGAUCGAGUAUGAGCUGGGCAGGCUUGGGAGGCUGCGCGAGUGUACGUUUUGA